ACGGAGGGAAACAUAUAUGAGGACAAUGGCCAGGGGUUUCUUUGUCUUCAUCUUCAAUCUACAAACAAAGAAAAUUGCAGAACUGUCUAUCUCUAUCUUCUACCUUCAACCUUUCCCCUUCAAUCUCUAUACAUCUGCAAAAUGACCAUGUCUGGCUCCUUUGAGCCCAUCUCCCGGCGCCCCUCUCAGCCCAACACCCGCAUUCCUCCCAUCAUGGCCAAGAACGCCUCCCUCCAAACCCCCUACAAACUAGCCACCAUCUCCCACAGCAAACUGCGUCAAGAGGCAGACUCCAAAACACCCAAUCUGCGACGCUGCAUCGCCCACGCCGGCAUCCUGCGGCAAUCCAUCGAGACCACCCAGCGUGACAUCAACAAGCAGAUGCACUCAUUCCAUCUCGAUGAGGAGGAGGUCGAGGAGGAGGAGGAGGAGGAAGAAGUCCCCGUCACCGUUACCAAGAGUGAAGUCGACAUUUCUCCCAUCCGCGAACACAUCACGGCCGCUGUGAAGGCCAUGAUCCGGCGACGAUCGCAGGGGUCGAAGGGUGGGGAGGCGAACAAUCUUACACGUGUCGAGGCGCAUGGCAGUGUCAUCUCGUCGGAUAAGAAGAAUGUCGUGCUGCGCAAGUACGCGGCCAAGUUGGUGCCCAGCCGGAAGGUGUGGUCGUCGCCGGUUCUGCAGGCCAGCGCGGCGGGCUGAGAGGAUACGACUGUGCUGCACUCGACUCCAUUACCAAUACUCUACACGAUCAAUUAUGAUCAACGGAUCAGAGAUUCAAGACAGAUUGAGCAGUUCAGACCGAGUCAUACGAAGGCCACUGGUGGUUUUCAGGGCACGCCAGAGAAAAAGAUAUCGAUAGAUAUUCACAUAUGCAUAACGAGCACUAGAUGAUACACGAAUAAACGAAUACUUCAUGC
Messenger RNA from Aspergillus wentii DTO 134E9, 917 nucleotides. RefSeq lists its product as uncharacterized. Lineage: Eukaryota; Fungi; Ascomycota; Eurotiomycetes; Eurotiales; Aspergillaceae. The record is from RefSeq and is a predicted model, not a curated record. The transcript has a single exon. The coding region runs from base 142 to 699 and encodes 185 amino acids.